AUGUCAUCCGCAGUAGACAUUCAAUCACUCCCUCCCGAAGUUCUUAGGAGCAUUCUUUUCUUCGUGCGCAACGAGAGAAAUGGCCGAGACUCAAUCAAAGAGUGUCGCUUGGUUUCACACUGCUUCAACAAUGCUGCAUCGCCAUUGCUCCUUACCGAAGUUUCCGUUAGCCUUACCUCGAAAUCUUUCACUCGUUUAGAGAAUAUUUGCCAUCAUCCCAUCUUCAGCAAGUCAGUGCAAAGCGUCAGCAUAGUCACGUCUUACUACGAAACCGAGUUGGCCUGCAACAGGCCACUGUUCAUGCUCGAGGCCAAGGCCAGGCUCCUUCGACACGUAGAAACCAUGGAACGAUCGAGAUACUACCGGAGUAAAUAUCCUCACACGCAAGAACAAUUUCGGUGGCUGUCAAAUAUGGCUUGGAGAACAGAACCUGAAUUUGAACAACUUUUCAGUGACCAAGUUGACGAAGAAUCACCUACACCUACACAAAGGCUAUUCCUCAAGCUCUACGAUUUAUACAAAGCAUUGCACAAUGACCAACAACAGCUUCGAGAAGGCCAAAAACACAUCACUCGGUUAUGUGCCGCCUUAAGUUCCUUAUCCAACCUGGUAUCCUUGGAGGUUAAUGAUGUCAGAAAUAAUGGAGGCCUGGAGCACUUGGAUGCUGCUGAAUUUGCCCAUACUGGAUAUGAUGAUGCAACACUGCAACACUUCAGCCCUAUCUUGCGCAAGUCGAGGUGGUGUGGCUCUUUCAAGACAAUUCACACUGCAACCCCACCCGUGGAGAUGAUCGGGACAUUGUGCUCUGAACUUGCAGACAAAGGUCUGAGACCUAGGAUAAUUCGUCUCCGCUUGGUCCCUCCACCUAGUAUGCAAGCCUGGAAACUAUCGCUAUUGCAGCAGAGUGGACUAAAGAACCUGGUCUCUCAAAGUACGAAGCUAAAAUUAUAUGUGGAUUUCGAGGCACGGAGUUUUGAGCUUAAGGAGAAUCCUAGGCACGAGAUGCUUGCACUUUGCUCUAUCACUCAGUCCUUUUUAAGCGCACCUCAUCUUGAGGAUAUGCAUGUUGAGUUUAUUGGCUACCCUAGGCUUAAUAGGAGGCCGACUAUCUCUUUGGAAGAUGUCCUGCCUGCCAACGUUUUAUGGCCACGACUUCGGUCUCUGAGCCUAUACAAUCAACCUUUCACAGUAAAGGAGAUGAGGUCCUUGGCCACUCGACACUCGGAGGCUCUGCGAAGCAUGGACUUGCAAGCUUGCUGGUUGCUCGAAGGCAGCUGGGAUGAUAUUGAGGAAGUUGUUAAAGGCCAACGGGACCUGGAGAAAAGUAGUAUAAAAUAUCCAUCAGGUGGAAACUAG
This is a messenger RNA of Fusarium tjaetaba, 1356 nucleotides long. RefSeq lists its product as uncharacterized. The transcript has a single exon. Bases 1 to 1356 code for a protein of 451 amino acids. The record is from RefSeq and is a predicted model, not a curated record. NCBI's taxonomy places the organism in Eukaryota, Fungi, Ascomycota, Sordariomycetes, Hypocreales, Nectriaceae.